CUCUGUAACCCUUUUAGUUACGAUUGUAAAUCUUUAUCCUUUAAACUCUAAAUUAAUUCAUCAACUUGAUCAGUCUCGGCUUAAAAGAUUCAACAAUAAAAAAAUAGGUAUAAAUGUGACUUAAAUUGAACGCCAACGAAUUUUAAUCAAGUCAAAUUUUAGGUUUACUAAUAAUACAAAAGGUACAUUUUCAUCAAGCUUGUUACCUUGGCUAUUGUUUAAGCCUAAACCUAAAAAUCUUGCAAUUUUGUGAAAAAUUGAAUUUCAACUUAAUCGUUCAACUUGAAACCGUUUAGCUUAACAAUGAUAAUGAUGCCUGUAAACAUUGAAGCUUAUGAAGAAACGCUGGAAAAGCAAGAAAAGGCUGGAAUACAGUUUUACUGGUAAUCAACCCAAUCAUCAUUAAAAAUGGUUUAAUGGUUUGUAUUGUUUAUUAAUAAACCUCCAAUCAGCAAGGUCAGAUAAACAUGAAUCUGUCAAUGAUUUUUUUUGGAAACUGUUCAUCACUUAUCAUCUCCUUUAUAAGACCUUAUGCAAGUUUGUGAUUCAAUCUCAACAUCAUCUAAAUUUUUCAUAAUAAACAACAAUUUUGGCAGCUCAUUCAUUUAACAUGGAUAAUUUCAAAUGCACUCAUCUCUUUCCUCACAACUGCAAAUUCAUCAGCAUCAUCUUGUUCAUCUUUAUCUUCAUUUCUGUACUACACUUACAAAUAUUUGAAAUACUAGUCUCUUAACCAUUGCUUGGUUGCUCAUCAUCAUUUGUUCAUCUAGCAAUUUUUCCUAGUGAAGCUCAUUCACACUCAAACUCACACUCAUCGUCAUCAUCAAGUUUCCGUACCUCAACAUGAGUAUCAAUAACAGCACUUAAAGAACGGUUAUGAUCAGAAAUACUUUACAGCUUGCUCUCAAUUUUUCAAAUGUCCCAUUUGUGUUCAACAACCGUUUUUGGUUGAUAAAGCAAAUUCAUGAAAUAUUUCUAGCUACAAUAUAACAAGACUAUUAUCAGUCAAUGGUUUAUUCAGACUGAGUAAAUAUGCAUAAAAAUAGGAAUUUAGAAAAUUAGACAAAAAUUGAUUUUAAAAAUUACGGCAAAUGAUUUGAUUUUCCCUCCAUUAACAUGGACGCACUUUUUUCCCAUUGUUGUUGUUGGUUAUGCUCUUUGUUUUGGGUUACGGUUAAAACCAAAAUACUAAAUUAAUUAUUAAGUGAAUCUUGGGUUAUUAGCUGAUCUCUUUUUUCGAUCUUGGUUUCUUUUGGCUUUUCCACUUCUCACAACAAGCUAAAAUAACAGUCAACGACAUGAAAUGAAACAAUUUACAGGAUCAAAUGGAAUGUGUUUUCUAGGAAUUUAGUUGAUUGAACAAUGGCCAAACCUGAUUAUGCCAAAUGGGUUUAAUACAUAAAAAGCAAAUUUUUCCAAUCCAAGCUGUUGUUUUGACGAUUGUUUCUUGGUUAUGAUGGUUCUCUUUUUUUUCAAGCUGAUUCCUGUAUGAUUAUCAUGGUUUACUGUUUUCUUUUUACCAGGAAACAAGAAUUUUUAGCAUUUCUUUGGAGCUUGCAAAUUGCUUGUUGAUAUAACGGUUACAAGUAUUUAAGAUUGAUUAGGAGAAAGAGGAUAAUCUAUUUAUAUUCAUGGUGAUGAUCAACAACAACAUUUGCUAUUCAACUAUCAAAGUCAAAUUUUAUUCCCAUCUUCAACUACUCACAAGUAAUACAUGGAGCUAACUCAGUUUCAAUCUUUCCACCUAAUCAAUAUCAAAAGAGUUGUACAUCGAAAGAGUAAUUAGUCAAGAUUGAUAAUUGAUUUGUUGCCUCCAUAACUGAGAUGAUCAAGUAGUGGCAAAAACAUAAUAUGAAAUCAUAAUUAAGAUAAUGAUUAUAAUAUUUUAUUUCAGACGAAAUGAGAAAUUGAACUUAUCAAGAAUAACUUUGAAAUUCCCUCCAGAUAUGGUAUCUAGGAAACCAUUCAAGCUCCAAAUUUAUGAAUCUGAAAACAAAAACACAUGUGAUAAUUUUUUUCCCUAGUUUGAGAUUGUUUUUGUUGGGAUUACAUAUUAUUGUUCAUAUUCAAAGGAAAAAGGUUGCCAUAAUGCAUGAAGCAACAAAUAUUGAAAAUAAAUACCAAUUAGCUGCCUCAAUAUUGAAAAAAAUUGACAGCAAAAAGCUAUCAUUGAAAAAAUGUAUGUCCGAUUUACCUUCUUCAGUUUCGACUUGGGAAAAGAAAGCAAUUUAUGCUUUAACGAUUAAAGCAAUUCAAAAUAAAGAAUCUAUCGAUAAGAUGAAAAAAUUCUGUCUGGAGGCUACUAAGGAACCGAUGGAUCAGUAUUUGUUGCAAGUGUUAAUUGGUAAAUUAAUUUUUGAAAGGAAAGUUGCGCUAUACUCUUUACCUAGAGAUAUCCCCGAAACUAACGUUAUUGUAAAUAAUCGACGAAAAUUAGCAUCGAUGAAAGCGCCUAAACGAGAUGCUCAAACCCACAUUUAUCUUAGGAUCAAUCGUUUGAAGUGUAAAAUGUCCGAAAUAAUUCCAAUUCUGUUAGCAAAUGGAUUUACGCAAGAUGAAACUAAAGAUGAAUCGUUUGAAAGUUUUGUGACAAAUUGUCACGCUUUAAAGAUGAGAUGUUUCAAAAAAGACUUCCACUUCAAGAAAGAACUUCUUGUUUUUCGACCUAAAGCCACCAAAUACAUCACUUGUUUGGAUAUUUAUCUGGAAGGAAAAGUAAUUAUUCAAGACAAGGCUAGUUUAUUAGCUGUUAAAGCCAUGAAACUUAAGAAGAGGGCUAACGUUUUAGAUGUUUGUUGUGCUCCUGGUACCAAAACAGCAGCAAUGGCCGCUUGUAUGAAAAAUAAAGGAACUAUUACCUCAAUUGAUAGAGAUGAGAAUCGAUUGAAAGAUAUGCAAAAGUUGAUGGAUAAACUGGGUGUUUCAUGUUGUUCCAUAACUCACGGAGAUUUUAUAGAUUUAGCACCAAAUCUACAGAAUCCUGAGAUAGAUGUUUUACUUUUAGAUCCAUCCUGUUCUGGUUCUGGUCGACCUGAUAUGUCCGCAAAUAAGAUAGAUGUACAUAGGAUCGGUAAACUUGCGGGAUUUCAAACGUUAAUGUUGAAAACAGCUUUCACUAUUGGAGCUAAAAAGAUAAUCUAUUCAACAUGUUCUACUGAAACGUUUGAAAAUGAAGUGGUGGUGAAGACAGCAAUGGACGAAUCUCCGGAAGCAGCUAAUUAUACAAUAGUUGAUCCAUUACCAGAUUGGCCAAUGAGAAGUGAUUCAAAUUAUCCAUUUGCUUCAAAAGUAAUUAGAUCAAAUGAAACCCUUCUAACAAGAGGAUUCUUCUUCUGUCUUUUAGUACGAAAUGAUCAACUGACUCCACCAGAAUGAUUAAAUUGACAACUAAUUAUAUUUAUAAUUCAUAUAAAUAAAUAUUUAGUGAUAA
Molecule: messenger RNA, 3430 nt
Organism: Tetranychus urticae (two-spotted spider mite)
Lineage: Eukaryota; Metazoa; Arthropoda; Arachnida; Trombidiformes; Tetranychidae
Source: RefSeq, a predicted model, not a curated record